Molecule: messenger RNA, 12601 nt
Organism: Malurus melanocephalus (red-backed fairy wren)
Lineage: Eukaryota; Metazoa; Chordata; Aves; Passeriformes; Maluridae
Gene: KIF26B
Product: kinesin family member 26B
Exons: 15
Coding region: 12-6368 (2118 amino acids)
Biological process (GO): microtubule-based movement
Molecular function (GO): ATP binding; microtubule binding; microtubule motor activity
Source: RefSeq, a predicted model, not a curated record
GCGAAGCCACCAUGAAUUCAGUGGCUGGAAAUAAGGAAAGGAUUGCGGUCACGGCGCGGAGCAGAAAAUACGGGGUGACCGACCCCUGCUCCCCCACCAAGCCCGCCGCCCCCUUCUCCCCCGAGAGCUGGUACCGGAAGGCGUACGAGGAGUCCCGGGCGGGCGGGCGCCCGGCGCCGGAGGGAGCUGGCUCUGCCCUGGGCUCCUCCGGCACCCCGUCCCCCGGCUCCGGCACCUCUUCSCCGGGCUCCUUCACCGGCUCUCCGGGACCCGCCUCGCCCGGCAUCGGCACCAGCUCCCCCGGCUCCCUGGGCGGCUCGCCGGGCUUCGGCACCGGCUCGCCGGGCUCCGGCAGCGGCGGCGGCUCCUCGCCGGGCUCGGACCGCGGCGUGUGGUGCGAGCACUGCAACGCCCGCCUGGCGGAGCUGAAGAGGCAGGCGCUGAAGCUCCUCAUCCCCGGGCCCGUCAGCAGCAAGGACCCAGGUUUCUCUUCGGUGAUUCACGAGAAGCUCCAGGUUCCCAAUACCAUCCGUAAGGCAUGGAAUGAGAAGGACAACAGAUGUGACGUUUGUGCCACGCACCUGAACCAGCUGAAGCAAGAGGCCAUUCAGAUGGUGCUGACCUUGGAGCAAGCUGCCAACUCAGAACAUUACAAUGCCUCCCCAGGCUCUCCCCCGCCUCUGUCCACUGUCCCCACGUUACUGAGUCCCCGGCACAUCGGCAGCCUGCAGCCCAGGGACUGGGCGUACGUGCCUGCUCCAUACACUCCCUCUAAUUAUACUGGCUUCGUUGCCAACAAGCACAGUGGGAAACCCAACAGUCUAGGAAUCGGCAAUGGGGUGGAGAAAAAAAUUGGCUCUCCUGGACACCAAGCCAAGGUCAGCUUUCAGAUGGCCACCAGCCCCAGCAAUGGCAACGUUCUCAACUCUGUGGCUAUCCAGGCCCACCAGUACCUUGAUGGCACCUGGUCUUUGUCAAGAACAAAUGGAGUCACUCUCUACCCCUACCAAAUAUCUCAGCUUGUGACAGACUCCAGUCGAGAGGGUCUGACUGAAGCAGCUCUGAACCGCUACAACGCAGAUAAACCCUCCCUGUACAGCUUCCCUGCUUCCCAGAGCACGUAUGUCGCCAGUGAGGUAUCCACAGGCACCUCGGUGGCAGCAUCGUUUUUUGCCAGAGCUGCUCAGAAAUUGAACCUGUCGUCCAAAAAGAAGAAGCACAGGCCUUCUGCCUCAUCUGUUCCUGAAUCUCCUCUCUUCUCUACCUGCUUCAGCAGUAUUCUGCAGACUUCGCCACCCCCUGCACCACCAUGUUUGUUGAGGGCAGUCAGCAAAGUGAAAGACACCCCUGGUUUGGGCAAGGUCAAAGUCAUGGUGCGCAUUUCUUCCACGCUUGCSAGAGACACGUCUGAGUCCAGCUCUUUCUUGAAAGUUGACCCCCGUAAGAAGCAAAUCACACUGUAUGACCCAUUGGCCUGUGGGGGUCAGAAUGCUUUCCAGAAGAGGGGCAGCCAGGUUCCCCCCAAGAUGUUUGCUUUUGAUGCCAUUUUCCCCCAAGAUGCAUCACAGGCUGAAGUAUGUGCUGGGACUGUGGCUGAGGUGAUCCAGUCUGUGGUCAAUGGGGCAGAUGGCUGCGUUUUCUGCUUUGGUCAUGCCAAGCUUGGGAAGUCAUACACCAUGAUUGGGAAGGAUGAUUCCAUGCAAAACCUUGGCAUAAUUCCUUGUGCCAUCUCGUGGCUCUUCAAGUUGAUUAAUGAGCGCAAGGAGAAGACAGGAGCGCGCUUCUCAGUCCGGAUUUCUGCAGUGGAAGUGUGGGGGAAAGAAGAAAAUCUGAGAGACCUGUUGUCAGAGGUGGCUACAGGCAGCCUGCAAGAUGGCCAGUCCCCAGGUGUCUACCUUUGUGAAGACCCCAUUUGUGGCAUGCAGCUGCAGAACCAGAGCGAGCUCCGCGCCCCCACGGCAGAGAAGGCCGCCUUCUUCCUGGAUGCCGCCAUCGCCUCCCGGCGCAGCAGCCAGCGGGACUGUGACGAGGAGGAUCACCGCAACUCCCACAUGCUCUUCACGCUGCACAUCUACCAGUACCGCAUGGAGAAGAGCGGCAAAGGCGGCAUGUCUGGAGGUCGCAGCCGCUUGCACCUUAUUGACCUGGGCAGCUGCGUCAAAGUGCUCAGCAAAAACCGCGAGGGAAGCUCCGGCCUCUGCCUGUCCUUGCCAGCGCUGGGCAAUGUCAUCCUCGCCCUUGUCAAUGGCAGCAAACACAUCCCGUACAAAGACAGCAAGCUGACCAUGUUGCUCCGAGAAUCCCUGGGGAACAUGAACUGCCGCACCACAAUGAUAGCUCACAUUUCAGCCGCUGCAGGGAACUACGCCGAGACGCUCUCCACCAUCCAGAUUGCCUCAAGGGUCCUCAGGAUGAAGAAAAAGAAAACUAAGUACACAUCGAGUUCUUCCGGAGGAGAGAGCUCUUGUGAGGAGGGCAGGAUGCGCAGGCCAACCCAGCUGAGGCCUUUCCAUUCUAGAAAUGCUGUUGACCCAGACUUCCCAAUUUUGCAUUUAUCAAGUGAUCCUGAUUAUUCAUCCAGCAGCGAGCAGUCGUGUGACACGGUGAUUUACGUUGGCCCCAAUGGCACUGCUCUUUCUGACAAGGAACUGACGGAUAAUGAGGGGCCCCCUGACUUUGUUCCCAUAGUUCCUGCUCUGCAAAAGACCAAAAAUGAGGGCAGGUUGGAGGAAGUCAGUGAAUCGGGGCCCAGCACAUCUGAAAGAGACUGCCUGAAGUGCAACACCUUUGCAGAGCUCCAAGAGAGGCUGGAUUGCAUAGAUGGCAGUGAAGAGACAGACAAAUUUCCCUUUGAAGAGAUGCCUGCUCAGUUUAGCUCAGACCAGAUGUCCAAGUGCACUGUCUCAAGCCAGCUGGCAGAGCUKAGCCACUUACCAGAGUCUGAUAAGGAAGAUACGGUGGCAGAAUGUCAGCAUCCUGACAGAGAUGCCAAGGAAAAUACAAACACAACACCCAGCAAAACUAGGAGAAAUCACUCCCCUGUUCCUUCAGGAGCUCUCACCAAUCUUUCAACUCCUUCUUCUCCCAGGAGUGUGACAGGCAGCUCUAGUAAAGAGCUUAACUCUUCUCAGUUAGCACACAGCACCAGCUUGCAGAGCAGCAGAGAAGGGCUCAACACCUGUGGAUUUGUGGAAGGCAAACCUCGGCCAAUGGGUUCACCCCGGCUUGGCAUUGCAAGCCUCUCGAAGACAUCUGAGUACAAGCCACCAACUUCUCCUUCCCAGAGGUGCAAGGUCUAUACCCAGAAAGGAGUCCUGCCCAGCUCCACUCCCCCUCCAGCUCCUCUGAGUAAGGAUGCUGCGAUGACAUCCAGUGAAUCGUUACUACAGCCAGAAAUCCGGACCCCACCUGUAGGCAUGAGCCCWCAGGUUAUGAAAAAGUCUGUCUCGUCCAGCAAUGGGGAUUUUGAAGAGUCCGUUCUCAAUGAAGACCAGCAACAAAGCAUUUCUCCAGAAUCCAAGAAGGAGAUUCUGAGCACCACCAUGGUGACAGUGCAGCAGCCAUUGGAGCUGAAYGGAGAAGACGAGCUGGUGUUCACCCUGGUGGAAGAGCUGACCAUUAGUGGUGUCCUGGACAAUGGGCGCCCGACCAGCAUCAUCAGCUUCAACAGUGACUGCUCUGUGCAGGCUUUGGCCUCUGGCUCUCGGCCGGUCAGUAUUAUCAGCAGCAUCUCCGAAGACCUGGAAUGUUACUCCGGUGCAGCUCCUGUGUCUGAAGUCAGCAUCACACAGUUUCUUCCGCUUCCAAAGCUGAGUCUGGACGACAAACCCCAAGAUGACGGCAGCAGACGCUCAUCYAUCAGCUCAUGGCUGAGUGAGAUGAGCACAGGGAGUGACGGUGAGCAGUCGUGCCACAGCUUCAUAGCCCAGGCGUGCUAUGGUCACGGGGAAGCCAUGGCAGAGCCCCCUGUCUCUGAGUUUGCAAGCACCAUACAAAGUGCCAGCAUGAUCUGUGUMGGUGACAAGCAGAAGGCGGUGACUGACAACAUGCUCAUACUGUCAGAAAUGGGGGAGGAAGCUUUUGGCAAGGUGUCACCCAUCAAAGGCUGUAAGAUAUCAGCUCUGGGGAAAACUACGGUCACAAUCAAGAACACGGCAAGCCUUAGCAGCUGCGAAGGCUACAUCCCAAUGAAGACGAACAUUACUGUGUAUCCAUGUAUUGCUGUUAAUUCCUUCAAAGCACAGGACACUGAUGAUGCUGUGCCGGCAGUAACUGCAGACCCAAAGGCUGCUCAUUCCCAUGACGGGAAAGAAUCAAUUGCUAAGAAGUUUAUCAAAUUUGAAGACCCUUGGCUGAAGAGAGAAGAAGAUGUCAAAAAGGACAGCUCUGGGAGCAGUGACGGGCCAAGGCUUGACACAGCUGCAGUUUCAGCCAAGCCUGAGCACAGCAUGAAGCCGUCCUCGGCAGACAGGUUUAGCACCAGCAGCGGGGACACCUCUAUCUCCCCGGGAUCGGACAGUCUGAAAAGGAUUGUGGAUGGAUGUGAGGUGGCAACAUCCASCUCUGCAACCCAAAGCCCUGUUCAUUCCAGUGAUGGCUUGAAGAAUUGUAGCCUCCCUCGAGGGCUCCCAAAGGCAGACAAGGUGGAGGAAUCUGACAGUCAUCUCCAUCUUACUCCUUCUGAGAGCAGUGGAGUCAGUUCUCCUGCCCUCCCUCAGUUUUCUAAGGCUAGUCUUGACAAGAAAAUGGCCUCUCCCAAACACUGCAUCCUCACUCGUCCCAAAGGGAACCCCCCUCUGCCACCUGUGAGAAAGUCAAGCUUGGAUCAGAAGAACAGAGCCAGCCCCCAGCACAGUGCAGCCAGCAGCACCACGAGCAGUCCCUCCAGCCAGCCUGUGUCCUUCCUGGCCAGCUUCCCCGAGGAGCAAAAUGCCAGGCAAAAAGGCCCUGGCAYUGACAGCAGCAUCAACAACAGCAGCAGCAAGCUCUUCAGUGCCAAGCUGGAGCAGCUCGCUAGUAGGACCAACUCUUUAGGGAGGUCCACAGGAAGCCACUACGAGUGUUUAUCACUGGAAAGAGCAGGAAGUCUGUCCUCUGUGAGCUCCAAAAUGAGCCCUGGCAGAGACACCACCAUGCCUAGGGCUGGAAGGAGCCUGAGCCGCAGUGCCAUGUCCUCGCCCACCAACUCGGGCCUCUCGCAGUCGGCAGGCGCCUCCCCAAAAGCCAGCCAGUCCAAGAUCUCCGCGGUCAGCAAGCUCCUGCUGGCCAGUCCCAAGGCCCGCAGCCUCUCUGCCUCUGCCACCAAAACGCUCAGCUUCUCCACCAAGUCUCUGCCUCAGUCGAUGGGGCAGAGCUCCAGCUUGCCCCCGAGCGGGAAGAACAUGUCGUGGUCAAUGCAGUCCCUCAGCAGAAGCCGGGGCUCCAGCCUUGCUUCCAAGCUGCCCCUUCGGGCUGUCAAUGGGCGGAUCUCGGAGCUGCUCCAAGGGAGCGCCAGUGCCAGAGGUGUGGGGCUGCGGGGUAGCACGGAGACAGAGGAGCGUGGGGCCCUUCCUGGAGAGGAGAAGCCAGCUGUCCACGUGUUGCCCUCACCCUACAGCAAAAUCACCCCUCCUCGGAAGCCUCACCGCUGCAGCAGUGGCCACGGGAGUGACAACAGCAGUGUCCUGAGCGGGGAGCUGCCCCCCGCCAUGGGGAAAACYGCCCUCUUCUACCACAGUGGCGGCAGCAGCGGCUACGAGAGCAUGAUGAGGGACAGCGAGGCCACCGGGAGCGCCUCCUCAGCGCAGGACUCCAUGAGCGAGAACAGCAGCUCUGCCAGCAGCAGGUGCCGCAGCCUCAAGACCCCAAAGAAACGAUUAAAYGCAGGCUCACAGAGACGGAGGGUGAUUCCAGCUUUGUCCCUGGACACCGCUUCCCCAGCAAGGAAGCCUGCCAACAGCCCCGGGGUGCGCUGGGUGGAUGGGCCGCUGCGGAGUGGGCAGAGGGGGCUGGGGGAGCCCUUUGAGAUCAAAGUCUAUGAGAUUGAUGAUGUGGAGCGGCUCCAGCGACGGCGAGGUGGCGACAGCAAGGAGGUGAUAUGUUUCAAUGCCAAACUGAAAAUCCUGGAGCAUCGCCAGCAGAGAAUUGCUGAGGUCAAGGCCAAGUAUGAGUGGUUAAUGAGAGAACUGGAGGUGACCAAGCAGUACCUGAUGCUGGAUCCUAAUAAGUGGCUCAGUGAAUUUGAUCUGGAGCAGGUAUUUGAGCUGGAUUCUCUUGAAUACCUGGAGGCCCUGGAAUGUGUGACUGAGCGUUUGGAAAACCGUGUCAACUUCUGCAAGGCCCAUCUCAUGAUGAUCACCUGUUUYGACAUCACCUCUAGACGCCGAUAAAGUAUAAAUGAACCUCAAAAGAAUUUCAGUGUGCAUCUCUGCCAUCCUCCUUUUCCCUUCCAAACAGCAUCCCAAAGACAAAAGAAUGAGGAUGAAGGUUGGAGUCAAGUCUCAGCUGUGUGUAUGAGAGAUUUGCUAUACUAUCCAGAGGAGUAGUAUUAAAAAAACUACUAAAAGCAUGGAAAAUGGAGGUAGAAGGUUGUUGAUACUCUUAGCCUAAAAGAGCACUUUGCGAAACCUUUUAAGGACACAUCUGUAAAUAAGAACUGCUGGCAGAAGACACUUCUUUCCCUGCAUUAGCUGAGGAAGGAGGAAAGGUGGUUGUGGGACUUCCAUUGAGAGAUUCAUUAAAAAAAAAAAAAAAAAAACCUAUCCAGAAAAACUGUUUAAGUGCCUUGCAAAUCUUUGUUAUCCAAACAUUUAUGUUCAUACUUUAUUGUGUACAGAUGGUGCUAGUCAAGAAAAGAAAAAGAAAAAAAAAAACAAAUACACUUUUGAAAUGUAUUUACAGCUUGUUUUUCUCUUGGUGUUUUCUCCUAUUUCAGWCUUGCUGUUUCUAAGUAACUUGUGUUUGUAGAAAUAUUUCCUAAUCAGUACAACAUAUGAAUAAAUGUUAACUGUCUUUUCUUGUUACCAGAGUAAGGCCACUCAAAGAGAAACUCAGCUUUCCCCAAUGACACAAACAUUUCUAGCAGAGAGUAAAGUUUGUUUAAAUACUCUUCUGUACUCUCUUAUAUGCUGGAGAAUACAGUCAUUUUCCAAGCCUGUAGGUUUUGCAAUGUAUGAGAGRGAAGUGACAUUUCUGUGAAGUAAAUAUCUUUUCAAUUUGAACCAACCCCYAUAACUUGUUUUCUUKUUCAUGUAAAUUUUGCYUCAUAYGGGCUGGAGUUAUAAAUGAGGAGGUACUUUUAUCUUAACCCUUUUUUCUGGUGCUAAUAACUUGCUGGAAAAUUACCCUUUAGGCCAAGGGUUCCCAUGUUUAUCAGUCAAAAAAUGAGUGCUUUAUUCUUUCUUUCUUUCUUGAGACUAUGGCUGAUAAAAUUUAGCUUUGCCUCUUUAUGACAUAUACCACUGCAAAACAUCAUUUGUCAGCUUCUGAUCCCUGGCCCAGUGUAUCCACACUCCCAGAUGUGCCUGAGAMGUGCAGGCUCUGCUUAGCUCAGCACAUCUGGAAAUAAAGCAAAUGAGCAGAUACAGCACUUCAAGCAUGUUGGCUUUACUAAUCUUCAGUACCUGAAGCYGUGGCAAAAUUCAUGUUGACAUCAAAAGGACAAGGGUCUGCACCUCCAUGGGCAUCCACAUAUUCUAUGAGUUUGCCUCUUUAUGCACUAAACAGUAUGUGGGAAGGAACAUCCUUUGUAUUUCAUAAACAAAAAGGCAAAAUCUGCAUUUUAAUUACAUAUGAGAAUGAAGAGAAUUCUUUUGUYGAAUUAGGUUUCUUAGUCCUCUAUAAUGAAAUGAGCACAUUCACAAAAACUCUCCUCUCACAUACACUUGUGCUACCCUCCUGUUGCUUAGGAGGAAAUAAGACCCUCAUUUAAUAUACUCAAAAUGCAUCAAUUAACUGCUGUACUUAAGUGUAACUCUUCUUUUACCUGCACCAUCGUAUCAAUGCUGUCUUACAAUCUCAAGCAGAAAGUCCCAGUGGAAAAUAAUGGUGGUAGAUUUUCUACUGAUUAGGUGAAAAAAAAAGUUUUUUUGAAGGGUAGAAAUCACAUUUGUAUAAUUUUCUUUUCUUUUAGUGCUCUACAACCUGUAAUAACAAAUGUUAUUCAUUCUAUUACCCUGGUCAUUGGAUUUUGUAGAAGAUUCUUCUUAAAAUCUAUAGAGUUAUUUGAAGGGAGAAAAAAGGUCCUAUGUGAAAAUCACUUUCUAGUCUGUUCCGCAGCAAUUUCCUAAGUUAUAUUUCAAGUAAAUAUUAAAGAUAUAUCCCCUUCUCUCUCAAGAUUAAAAAAAAAAAAAAAAMMAACAAAAAAUCCUCUGAAAAUCCCRCCAAACAAUGCAAUUUAUCUGACUUCCUUCUCUCUUUAACAAUUUCAGUAGCACUUGCUAUGUGUUGGUUCUUUGGAGGCCAUCCAUACUCUGCAGAGCCSCAUGGACUGAGUACAGCUGCACAGAGCCAAGGAAAUGGCUGCACACAGUCUGGGACUURCACGGGAGGGGUGAUGUUUCUGUAAAUCAAGUGGACACAUUUCAGAGCCAUUGUAAAAUGCCUGUUUCAUGUAAUAUUCUUCACUAUCAUUAACUCAAUUAUUCAUUGACUCUCAAUUUGGUAUUUCUGCAGGUUAGGAGGCAUAGCAAAAAGCAUGUGUACCUAGCAAUUAUCUCCAAGAGUAAGAGGAUAUGUUCACCCUGUUUAUCAUGAKGGACCAAAAUGGAUUCCUGAAACCAAACUGAUUAUAUAUACAUAAAGGAUGAAUUUUGCAUACAAAARAUUAUGUACUCCUUGAGCAGAAUCAUGGUACUUACAGAUACCUUUUUUUCUGAGGACCUAAUUAGAGUAGCCAUUAACACUCUCAUUAUCUACUAGUAUUCAUGCCCUAAAAUCCAUACUCAUCUUCCAUUUCUUGACUUUCCGUCAUUGCAUUCCAGAAUUUGCCACUAUGUUUUUAAGAAUUGUGGUGGCUUAAUGCAAAAAAAAGGAAUGAAAAAUUAGUGAAGAUUUGACAACUAUAGAAUGUUUUUUUUUUCUUCUUGAAAAUAGCUUUCCACUUCAGAAUUAAUAUCAUUAUAGUUCAAAUAUCUGCAAAACAAAUAAAUCAAAGCAUCAGGACUUUAUUAUGAAAUUGAUCUUGGUUUGCAGUAGCCAGCAUUUUACAGAAGACCCAUACUCUCCUGCAAGUCAUCCAGGAAGUCCCAUUCUUCAAGUAAUUCCUAGCAUAAUGCCUAAUCAUUUGCACAUUCAGAAAUCAAUCUUUCUUCCCUGGGACAGCUUUAGCAGGAAACAKCAGUGUUAAUGUAAUUAGGUUUGAAGGUUAAUUCUUUGUUCGCACGUGUGACAGGAGAUCAUGGCUCUUCAUUGUCGGACUGUGGAACACCAGCACUGCUCCACAUCCCCACCGGGGGCUCUGUCUGAGUGCUGCUCCACUUGGCACACAUGAACCUUAUUCAUACAAGGGACAGGAGUUGCUUUAUAGCCACAAAUUCGAGUGUAACCUCAGGCUGGUGACUGUGGCUGUGCUGUGGAUUCAGGUCUGUGUGAGCCCUUGCAGCGGGCAGAAGCUGCUCUGGCUCCUGGUGCUGGGUCAGUUUGUGCUCUGAAGGGAGUGGGAGAGCCCUAACUCGUGGUAUAUUUGUCACACAUCUUUCUUUUGCAAUGCAUGCCUUGCAUUUACCUCAAAAUGAUUCCUUGUCAAUUUGUUCAGAUCCAAGUAAUCCAAAGUAUUGCUUUACCAAAAGACAAGGAAGCAAACAAACACUUUYCUUUCUUAGGUCUUUACUGGUCCCUUCUCAUCUGCUCUGAUAAAACUGAGGCACAGCUGCAUUAAGAAUUGGAAGAGUUACAGCAGAGAAAACCCAGUGGUGAGGAAAAUUCGUCCACCUGCCUUUUUUUUUUGUUUUGGUAUUUAGUGUUAGUUAUAUGGUAGAAAAACAUGUUCCUCUUACCCAUUUGACACCCCCUCAUUUUGUUAAGAGCCACACACAGGGCUGUUCUGAUMUGUCUUCGAUCCAGUCUUGGAAUACCCACUGCCACAAAACCUAGCUUCUGAAACUUGCAGGUCCGUAAAACAGURGCUGGUAACAAGCAAUGUCAUGAUCCUCUGACAUGAAGCAAGCUAAGUGAGAGCUGCAGAAAAUGUACAAAAAAUGGAUCAAAGAUACACUCUGGCAUUUUUUGCUUUCAUCGCUAAAUGUGGCAAUUACAGAAGCUGAAAGCUGGGAGUGAUGCUGGGAAUAAUACACACCAAAUCCCAUGUUUGCUCACAGGAUAGACUCAGUCUGUCUUGAAGUCUGGGUUUUAUUUUUUCACUUUUUCCAUUUAUCUCAAUUAUUUGAUAAUGAGACUUGUCUUAAAAUAAGGAUUAUUACCUGUGCCAUGGAAUUCAAAUGUGAUGACAGUUCUGAAGAAUGUUGGGUUUUUUGACAAAAAUCAGCUUUUACAAAUUUCUGUGGUUUUGUUGCAUCUUUUUUUAUGAGCUAAAAAUCGUAAAAACAAAAGGUGUACACACAGAGAUAAAUGCACRUGCACAAAGCCUGAGACACAUUGUGGGGAGAUGGCAUAGCUGUUCACAAAUGGCAACACCACCACUCCCCUUUCCUCUUCCAAGGAGUGCCUACAAAACCAUUCUCCUUGCACUCACCUGGAUGAAGUCUACUCAUGCCACACUACAGGGAAAACUUAUGCUUGAAACUCUUUCAAGGGCUUCUUUGAAAAGUCUUUUCUUACCCAGGAUCUUCAGGUUACAUAGCCAAAUCGCUGUAGUUCCCACACACCUGAUGUUAAAGCCUAUAAAAGUAUUCCUGAUUAACUACUCUAUAUUUCAGAGUGUAGUGAAUUUGAGGCAAGGUGUUUUACAAUCUCAGCUCUUGAACACAACAAUUUCUGCAUAUGCUUGAGGCAUACGGCAUAGCCACAUCAGCUGAGAGCCUGGACUCUUGGUGGUCUGUGAAGCUUUCUGUCUAGUCCUAACAGAUUUUAAAUUGUAAAUUGAAGCUUCUGCCUUGCAKAAGCAAAUUCAGUUCUCCUAAGCCAAAGGCUGAGUGAUUUCUGAUGCCAGUUCAUAGGAUGGGAGGGAUGGUUGCACAGCAUCAGGGAUGCCCCAGCUCUCUGCAUUGGUACCAUUAAACACUGACAGGAGUGGAUGAUGACCAUACAGAGAGGCAUUUUUCCUCAAACCCACAGAUGGUGGCCUACCUUGCUUAAUCCUGAUGUCCUCRUGGUCUUUGUUUUGUAGCUCCACAGGCUUUUGCACUGGCAACACACAGCAGUUUUUGAAGACACAGGGCUGGCUGUUGCCAGCUACCCUAAGAUUUGAAAGAKGUUUCCAAAUAACACAGCAAACAAAACUGUGAAUGAUUUGUCAAUGCAAAGUUAAUAAUCAGUCUCCCUCUYUUGUGUUUAUUGUGCACUCAUCCCAGGGUUAUCUGAGCUUCCAUACCUGCUCUUGGAAAUAAUAAACCAUUUUAUUAUUGUCUUUAUCUUUUCUUCUUUCUCCUUCUCAAGCAACCUUUGAAAAAAAAAUUUCCUUUGGAAAUGUAGCACCCUUUUGCCACCAAUUUCAUGAACAGCAAUCUCGUGCUUACUUAAGCARCAUUUUGAAGCUCACAAAGAGCAUGAUGAUUCUGCAAAGAAUGGAGAUGCUGAAAAUGAAAUAGUAGCAUUCAGUAGCAUUCAUUUCAAACUACCUUCAAACCGUCCUGGAAAGGAAAUAAAACACAACCCAAACCAUCUUACUUUGAGUGGUCCUACUUAAGUAUUGAGCAAACUUUAUAAUAAUGGUAAUAAAUUGGUGCUUGAGGCAGUUUCAGCUAUAUUACAUAUUCUAUAUAUGCUAUAGAUAUGGAUGUAUUCACCCUAUUGUAUAUGUAUGUGUGUGUUUUCACGUAGCACACAUACAUAUAUGUUGUAUGUAUGCAUAGAUACUAACUUUUCUACAUUUUACUUCUUUCCCUCCCAUAGCUGAAACUGCUGGUUACUAACAUCCACAUCCACAUCAUAUUCUAUGUAUGAAGGAUAUAAUUUAUUUGUAAACUCAGGAUGUUCUUGUUUUAUAGAGUUGCGUGUAUUUUAUAAUUUAUUUACACAUCAUGGUUGGAAAUGCUUAUCUAAGUGCUAUGCAUUGAAGUGUAUGUUUGCUAAAUCCAUUUCACUCUGUCCGUGGCUAUGUUCUUUCUCAUACAGUGGUAUACUACAGUGAUAUAAAAUAGGGCUAAGGAGGAGAGAAACUGAUGGAUAUAAAAUUUAUGCUGGUCCCAUCAGAGGGUAAUUCCAGAAAAGGAUGUAUCAGUAGUAUAAAUAUAUMUAUAUUUUAUCAACUAAAUUUUAUGGGGGAAAAAAAGAAAGAACAGCAUGAGGACAAGUUUAAAAAUGUGGAGAGUCACAGCCAUUUUCAAGUUUGUCAACAAAUGCAUUGAACCUUUUGCCAUUAAAAUUGUAAAGUUUAUUGUUUGCUGGCUAAAAAAUAUCCCUUUUGUGGUAUCUGAGGUGUGAAACAUUGUCAAAAAUAUGAUGUCUGGAAAAAGAAAAUCAAACUAUAGUGGCAUUAAAUGUUUACUUUUAUCUUACCAAUAUA